GUGUGUAUUUUGCAACUCUUAUUGACAAACAUCGAACGCAAUACAUUUACGGAACCAGAUAUAAAACAGAAAAUCAAAUGAUUUUUAGAUGAUUAUCAUAACUAGAAAAAAAAGUUAUGUUACAAAUAAUGGUCGUUCAAUAAUGCUGAUGGAUAAUAAAUUGAAACGUGCAAAAAUUUCAUUAAUCAUAUUAUCGUUGUUACAAUUGUUGGUCGUAUUCAUCUAUAUAACCAUCAAGGAUAAUCUUAAAAGAUUAUCAUCAUCAUCAUCUAAUCUUAAGGAUGAUAUGUUCAUCUUUAAUCUCAUUACAUAUUUUGGCCUUUCAUUUUCAUUGGCCGGUUUAAUUGUGGCAUUAUUUGAAAAUCAUUGCUUUAUCAGUUGUUUUGCUGUCACUAAUCUUGGACAUUUAAUUGUUGUCAUGACAAAAACAUCACAAUUAAUAUUAUUUACCGGUUAUUUUGCCAUAAAUAUUGCCAUAAUAAUGGUAUCAUUUGUUUAUUGUCAUUUAUUGCGAAUGAAAUUGGUACAAUUACAUCUAAAUCCAACAACAAUGAAUCACGGGACACAAAACAGUGGAUCAAUAUUUAAUGUUCAGGAAAAUAUUUUCCGCCAACCAAUGCCACCAUCGUAUAAAGAGGUUAUUAAACAUCCGGAUAAAUAUCCAUGUUUAUUCGAUACGAUUCAUACACCACCGACAUCAGAACAAUUACAAGAUGAAGCCAAUAAUGCCAAAGUUCCAGAGUAUUCAACCAUUUAUCUUUGAGUGGAUAAAUUUUAUUUAUUCAUGUGUUCAUUUUUUUUCCUUCAUCAUUUUGAAUUUAUAUAUCUCAUUUUACUACACAGAAAAGAAAGUAAAAAGGUUAGUACUAACCUUUUUUGGUUAUUAUACAAAAAAUAACCAUUUAGGGUUAGUACUAACCUUUUUGGGUUAUGA
Messenger RNA from Dermatophagoides farinae (American house dust mite), 934 nucleotides. RefSeq lists its product as uncharacterized. NCBI's taxonomy places the organism in Eukaryota, Metazoa, Arthropoda, Arachnida, Sarcoptiformes, Pyroglyphidae. The record is from RefSeq and is a predicted model, not a curated record.